CCAGGUAAUCCGCACGAGACAGAAUGCUCGUUCCUUCACUCUUGGUUCUCGUCGCCGCCGCAUACGCUGAAGGAAAUCAAGAGUCGGCGGGUAGCCCAGAAAUGGUUCCUUCAUAUUUUGACUAUUCUUCAGAGUUAUUUCCGCGAGAUGUACGUUUUGAACUGAAACGAGCAGCGAUGCCAUUUUCCGGAGGUUUGUAUGGAAAACGCGCUGUGAUGCCAUUCUCUGGUGGGCUAUAUGGGAAGAGAGCACCAAUGCCGUUCUCAGGAGGUUUGUAUGGAAAACGAUCGGAACCUAGCGCUUAUUAUGAUGAUGAGCGGUUGCUGCCUGAAGAUUCAGGAUCAUACGAAAAACGUGCUGCAAUGCCUUUCUCCGGUGGUUUGUACGGUAAACGUGUGGCUGUGCUUCCAUUCUCUGGAGGAUUGUAUGGAAAGCGAGCACAGCCGUUGCCAUUUUCGGGCGGGCUUUACGGAAAACGAACAAGCGACAGAAUUAUCCGAUCACCAAUGCCGCUUUCUGGUGGAAUUUUCGGCUAAGUACUGCAGGAAAUUGAACACGCCGCGCUCUUUGCUUAGCUCUCCUCUAAGUACUGUUGCAGCUUUAUGUAUGGAAGAGUGUUCUUAAGAAAAGAUCAAAAAUCUCUAUAAAUCUCUAGUAUGUUACUUGAUUUUAUGAAUCUGCUACUUUGUCAUGAUAAAUUGACCUUUUCUUCAAAUCGACUGAUGUAAUAAUGAAGCUUAGACUUAGUCGAGUUCCAUCUUGUUAUAGCGUUUCCAGAACUAUUUAUAACAUAUGCUCGUUUGUUGUGGAGUGUAAACACGCAUGUUUAUGGAUCUUAAUAA
Molecule: messenger RNA, 842 nt
Organism: Cylicocyclus nassatus
Lineage: Eukaryota; Metazoa; Nematoda; Chromadorea; Rhabditida; Strongylidae
Source: the annotation of a GenBank genome assembly